Messenger RNA from Suillus paluster, 1041 nucleotides. RefSeq lists its product as uncharacterized. NCBI's taxonomy places the organism in Eukaryota, Fungi, Basidiomycota, Agaricomycetes, Boletales, Suillaceae. The transcript has 6 exons. The record is from RefSeq and is a predicted model, not a curated record. The coding region runs from base 1 to 1041 and encodes 346 amino acids.
AUGGAAAUUGGGUUUUGCGCUGACUUGGAGGAGGGAGGUUUUGACUGGGCUGUAGGUAUUUAUGCUGAGGUCGAGAAAGUGCUCAGCAAGGGCCUUCUCAUCACUCCAACACCAUCCCCCAGGCACCAUAUACGCCACACACUUAGGGUUAAUCGCAUAGAUGUGACUACUCCGUCUCCCUCGUCUCCUCCUGGUGCUAAUCUCAGUGUUGCACCUCCUAUAUGUGCCCCUCCCCUCCAAGCAACCCUCACUGCUAUAGACACUCUCAUAACCCUCCCACGUAAAAACUACCAGUGGUCUCGCGUCUUCAAUGCUCUCUCCCGUGAAUAUUCACAAACGCACAUUAUCUCAGCUCCACCUCGAAUUCAGAACCUGAACAGGAGGAAAACACGCGAUCAGACCCUGUUCACGCUCUACUUUUCACACCCUCCUCUCCAGCACCAUUUUUUUACUCUCUCCGGCAAGCAAAGAUUCGUCGCACUCUAUGCCAUCGUCAAUAGCGGAGCACUAGAGAAUUUCAAGGAUGGUAUCAUUCACAUCCCUCUCCUACCUCUCCUAACUGUCCACACAAUCCACCCACUCAUACAUCUCCCACUCACGUUGCUCGUCGGCGCCACUACGAAGCGGAACCUCGCUGGCACAAAACCCAAGAGAAGACUAUGGACCGAAGCGGGGAUUGCAACUAUUCAACAGGAGCAGGAGAGGAACAUCGAACGUAAGUAUCGUCCUCCUUCCCAACUUCUUUCGUCAGUGCCGUUCAUGAUCUUCAUGCCAAUACCUAACGCCAAUCUACCUCAGCGCACCCCUCUGGACUUCCCUCGCAGACAUACGAAACGCACAGUAAGACUCACAGCCGAUCUCCUAUGCGAACUCGUCACCAUCUCUAUUGAACGCUUCCGAAGUCAACUCCAGAGAAACCCACUCCACUCUCCUCUCCCUAGUUCACACGACCUCUUCUACAGCUAUAGCGCACGCAUCACUCUCCAUGCCCCUCGCAAUAGCCAACAAGCAGGGUGUAUUAUCGUUUUGCUAGGACAGUGA